Molecule: messenger RNA, 3508 nt
Organism: Ostrinia furnacalis (Asian corn borer)
Lineage: Eukaryota; Metazoa; Arthropoda; Insecta; Lepidoptera; Crambidae
Exons: 12
Coding region: 281-3199 (972 amino acids)
Source: RefSeq, a predicted model, not a curated record
UUUCCAAAAUGGCAACAUUUAUUUGUUGUAAAUUUUGGUCAUGAAUGUCGCAUUUUCUCGAUCGCAUGUGGAAUUCCAGUGUUUUCAACUACUUUUGUGGACAAAAUAGAACUCAAAAUAUGUGUUUACAAUGCGUGAAAUAGUAAUUCAUUAGUUUAAGUAUGGCGUAAAUAUUGUGAAACCUAAUACUCCAUGUUUGUUGACUGCAAACAAGUUGAAGUUCCAUUGUGGCAUAUCCCACUGUUUUGAACAUUAUGACGGGAAAACACUAACAAAUACAAUGACCGAAAAGGGAUACGAAGGUGAUCAAUCAUCUUCGUGGGAUAUUCCCGGUCCAUCAUCCCUAGCAGCUAUCCUGGACACUGUUUACACAUCAUCUGCUUCUGAUAAUCCUCCCAGAAAUGAGGAAAUGGAGUGUGAAGCUCUUUUUGCUGAGAGUGAUGAUGAAGUGGAAGUGCUCCCAACAUCUACAGAAGCACCACCCUCUGCUGCCGGCGUGGUGUCAUCCAAACCUGUCUCCUCCAACUAUGUCAAUUCUACUUCACCCACUCAGGCUUAUGAACUGAAUAUGACCUCAGUGGCACCACCAGGCUCUUCUCACACUCCUGUUCCUGAAGAAUACCAGCCAUUACCAGACAGUUCAAGUUCAUUAGAUUAUGCUCUUGGAAGGAACAACUUGGAAAAUGGAAAUCUGACUGGCCAGAGAUUUGCUGAUGUUAAUAUCAGAUACCAACCUAAACCCGUGAACCAGAGAGGCUACUACUACCCUAAUUAUCAACCCUAUCCUGGGUCUGGUGUAAGGCCUGGUUUGGAAUAUGUAUUUGCCCCCUACCAUGCCAACAAUGUAAUAGUUCUUGGUGAUGAUAGAAACUACGCACCACAUCCUAUUUCUUACAAUCUACCACAAGGGGAAGAAAAUAGCUCUGUUGUUGCAAUGGAUUUUGAUUCCGUGCAGCCUCCCACAAUGCACAAUAAUCAUAUCAAUACCGCAGACCGAAAUCACUUGAGGAGUAACCAACCACAGGCACUGGAGAGGCCUAGUCGUAAGCUAAACAUAUCACCUAGAAGGAGACACUCAAGAGAAAAUGAAGGGACCAGUUCCAGUCUUAUUGAAGUCAGUUCAGACGAGGAAGACAAUAUUCCUGUACCCAGGAAAAGGCUAUGUAGCAGCAAUGGUGCCGGUCAUCAGGGUAAUAGGUCUGAUGCUGAUGUGUCUGUUUCUAGAGGUAAUUGCAGUUAUCCUAAUGCUUCCUCUCCAAGGAUUGACAUCAAAAGAGAGCCACAUGACCACACUGAAGCCACUACUCAAGCAGCAGGUGACACCAACACUGAGAGCAAUGCAGUGGUGCCUGAACACCACAACUGUAACAGAAGGCAACAAAACAACCAUAGGGCUCACCAUAACUGUAACACAAACAACAACAUGCACAUAAAACAAGAAAACCACAGUUGUAACUGUGCAAACAGAAGCACCUGUGUUUGCAGAGCACACCACGGCAGUACGUAUGCCCACAACCAUUCUAUUGUCAGUGAAUGUCAAAGGCACAGUCCCAACCACUUUAGUCAUCAAAAUGGAUCUCAUCACCACCACCACCACUACCAUCACCACCAUAGACUUUAUCGGCAGUGUUCCCAACAUCACGUAGCUAGCACCUCACAUACGUCCUGGUCACAAGUUAAAGAGGAACCAGGAAUACAAGGCACAAUCAAACAAGAAUCCGGACAGCCAUCUGAAGAACAACAGAUAACAGAGGAGAGUGUGUCUGUACCCAUAUCUAGUGCUAUCGUCAAGGUUGAAGCAACAGACCAGGCUCGGGUGAAAAUUGAACCAGGGACGUCAAAUGGUCAAUCUCAUGAGAUUCCAGAACGAUCUCAGAGCGUCAUUGUCAAAACUGAGAGAGCUGAUGCAAGGUGUUGUGAUGUAAAUGCCGCGGGAGAUAGGAGGGUGAAAGUAAAAUCACCCCAACCUGGUACUAGUAUGGGGAGGACUACUCAAACAGAAGCCAGAACAAACAAUAACUGUGAUCAGGAAGUCCAAACCAACCCAGUACCAGCGGGAGUGCUGUCGGCCCCUGACCUGCAGCUGGAUUGGGUGUCUGACUCCAGUUCUGAUGAUGAUGUCCAAGUGCUUGGAGAAGACACUAAUCCUCGCGCGGUGAUAGAUCUCACAGCGUCGCCUGAGCGGCCGCAGGAGGAGGACGCGCCCCUGGCACUGGACGACCAGCCGGCUCUACGCGCGCUGUUCCGCCACGUCAACACGCCGGUCUAUGUGCAGCCGCCACAACCGCCGCAGCCGCCACAGCCGCCGCAGCCGCAGCCGCCGAAUGCGCACAUCGUACGCAGCCGGCCAACAGAAGGUAACUGCCUGGUGUCGUGCCGCGGCUGCUGCUGCACGCACCCGCACCACGCGCCGCACGCGCCGCCGGCGCACGGGGCGAGCGUGCACGGCGCGCCCGGCCACCACGGCUCGCACGCCUACACGCACACGCAGCCGCCGCCGCUCUACAACAUGUACAACCCGCCCGCGCCGCCUGCGCACAUGGGUGACCGGCGUGAGGUCAUGUCGAUCGCCCCGCCCUACAUCGUGCACGAACGGCUAUGGCAUCGCCAACACCACAUGCUCGAACUGCAGCGUCGCAGCACCAUGGGCAACGUGAGCGGCUACUCUUCCACCUACAACAUGCCGCCUCCCAGCUCGUUCCCAGAUGAGUUUGAGCCCCGAGACUUGAGGGCCAACCGCAACAACCCAGGGGGCGCACCUCCCGCACACAGGAUCCACGACGGGCAGUAUGUUCACCACCACCUGCACCACUACAUGCAGAUGCACCAGGCGACGCCGCACCUGCACAUCUCCAUCCAGCCGAUGGGCUCGAGCGGCACCCUGGCGUCGGUAUUCAACAUGGCGGCGGAGGCGGCGCACGCGGCGGAGCGUCGCGCGGCGGCUGCGCGGGGCGCGUCGCGGGCCGUCAUCGAACGGAAUACGUAUCGCCACGCCUACGCUGCUCCCGCGCCGCACCACCAGGACGAAAAGUGCACUAUAUGCCUCUCCGUGUUUGAGGUGCACUCGGAUUGCAGGCGACUACCGUGCAUGCACCUUUUCCACAUGGAGUGCGUGGACCAGUGGCUCAGCACCAACAAGCACUGCCCCAUCUGCCGCGUGGACAUCGAGACGCAUCUCAACAAGGACGCCACGUUUUAAGCUCUUGCGCAGUUUCUGCUCGAGUUCAGGCGAGCUGACGAUGGCCUGUUGUUGCAACUCCAGGCUCUCCUGUUGGAGCUCGUGCGUCAACUGCUUCUGAGUGUUGCACGUCCUAGGGAGAGAGUAAACACAUUACUGCCAAUACUAUGUACAUAAAACGUUUUAACAUAAUAAUUAAAAGAUAUUAUUUUGUUUACUUUGUCAUUAGAAUUUUGUUACAUAUUAAAUAUACUUACUACAAUGUUUUAAGGUCAAAAGAAGUGACUAUUUGUUGAUUUUUAAUUAAUUAAUAAGAUUAUAUUAUGUAUU